CCGCGGUCGGUUUAGUGCGGUGGAUCAAGUUCAGCAAGCAAUAGCGCGCGCGCAUCUCGAAGACGAGGCGACAGUUCGCAGUCAAUUCGAAGCCCCAAAAUUCUAGCAGCGAAUCAAAUCAACGUACCACAUUGUGUGUGAUAUAGCGCUGUCUGGUUUACACGGAAGAACGCUAAGACCUAAGACAUCAACCGUUUGCAGCUCAACAUUCUUUCGACAGCCACCGGUCCGGUUUCGGCGCGUGUGAGAUAUAGCUUUGACGUGCAAAGUGAAACGCUUGUGGAGAAACAAAACACGUACUCAAACUAAAAUCAAGCAAGAAGCAAGGGGGGGAGUGUCGAAGAAGUGCCGGUGUGCCGUGUUGUGCCAACGUGUAAAAAUGAGUGGAGGAUUCUUCUUUGAGCACAUCGUCGAGUUCCUGCUUCCCAAGCAGCAAACCCAGCAGGAAGCCGAUGUGGCGAAGCUUGCGGCCCAGUCCGUGGUGAAGAAAUAGUUCGAAGUUGAUUAUAUACUGUUUAGCCGGGUUUUUAACCGGAACCGCAAAAUUUGGUGUACAGUUAAAAAGUGUAAGACCACAAAAAGUCUUACCAGAGAUAGCACGAAGUGUGAAGUAAAGUGUCUAGACUCCCCGAAGCAAAAACAUGUUGAAGAAGUACGUGCUCAAACUGACCAACACGAUCGGUACGGUCGACUAUCUGAAGCGUCGUUCAUCCACACCGACCGAAGUGAUCCGCCAGCAGCAGCAGCAGCAGCAGCAUCAACAGCAACAGAACCACCAACAGCAAGAAAACCUUUCUGCGUCGCAGAAAGGCUUGGGCAGGUUUACGCGCAAUGGGCGGAAAUGUUUGCGGCGCCGGUUCUCGAGCAUUUCGUCCGCGGACAGUGGCAUCCUGGAGGAGAUCGAUCAGGAGGACGAACUGCAGGCCCAGCUGCAGCAGCGCCAGGAGCAACAUCUUCUGCAGCUUAAGGAGAAGCAACUGCUCGAAGAACUGCAGGAGCAUGAUUCCGCGCUAACGACACCCACGUCCGAGGAAACGGACGAUGAUCCUCCGACGGCUGCUGCCCGGCUGCCGACCACGCUCGACACGACGCUGCUGGCUGUGCCGGUAGCGCAGAUCAUUAUCUCCACCGCAAUAGCAGAACUCCGGACCGCACUGCUGUUCUAUCCAUGGUUCCACGGCAAUCUGUCCGCUAAGGAGGCGGAAAAGCUUAUCCUAGAACGCGGCAAGAAUGGUUCGUUUCUAGUGCGUGAAUCUCAAAGCAAGCUCAGUGAUUUCGUGCUUUCGGUCCGCGCGGACGACAAGGUGACGCACGUCAUGAUUCGAUGGCAUGAAAAAAUGUACGACGUCGGCGGUGGGCAAAAGUUUGCAACCUUGUGCGACCUGAUCGAACACUACAAGCGCAACCCGAUGGUGGAAACGUGCGGUACCGUCGUCCAUCUGCGGCAACCGUUCAACGCGACGCGCAUCACCGCGGCCGGCAUCAACGAUCGGGUCGAGCAGCUGCAGCGCGAAAACGGUGGCCAAUCGUACGGCAAGGGCGGGUUCUGGGAGGAGUUUGAAUCUCUGCAGCAGCAGGAAUGUCGGCACACGUUCUCGCGCCGCGAAGGCCAGCGGAACGAGAACCGGGCCAAGAAUAGAUAUAAGAACAUUUUACCAUUUGAUCAUACGCGCGUGAAGCUGAAAGAUGUGGACAGCUCGGUACCGGGUGCCGACUACAUUAAUGCCAACUACAUCCGUCAACCGACCGAGGCGGAACAGUACGAUAUGAGCUCGUCGUCGGAAAAUCUAGCCCAGCCGCAGAAUGGUUGCGGAACACAACCAAACGCCACCAACAAUAAUGGCACCAAUGGCAGUAGCAACAUCUCGCCGGGCUACGGUGCCGGCCAGCCGACGAAAAACUGUUCCAGCUGCCAGCUGCUCAACAAACCCUGCUCCCAGUGCUCCCAGAAGGCCAACAGUGAGAUGAAACACAAACGCAACGAAUCGAUCACGUCCCGGAUGCAGUUGCAGCAACAAUCAUCACCCCACAAGCGGGACGAGAAGGACCUGUUCAAGACGUACAUCGCGACGCAGGGCUGCCUGAGCAACACGAUACAGGACUUCUGGAACAUGAUCUGGCAGGAGAACACGCGCGUCAUCGUCAUGACAACCAAAGAGAUGGAGCGGGGCAAGAAGAAGUGCGAAAAGUAUUGGCCCGAUCCGCAGCAGAGCAAAGAGUGGGGCCAUGCACGGGUGCGGUGCCUGAGCGAGACGAGCACCGCCGACUACACGCUUCGCGAGUUCCUGCUAUCGUGGCGUGGACAGGAGGAUCGCAAAAUCUACCAGUACCACUUCCAGGUGUGGCCGGACCACGGUGUACCGGCCGAUCCGGGCUGCGUGCUGAACUUCCUGCAGGAUGUGAACACGCGCCAGGCUCAGCUGCAGCUGGAAGGAGUGACUCCCGGUCCUAUCUGUGUCCACUGUUCGGCCGGUAUCGGACGCACCGGAACGUUCAUCGUGAUCGAUAUGAUUUUGGAUCAAAUUCUGCGUCAAGGACACGAGUGUGAAAUUGACAUCCAGCGAACGAUUCAGAUGGUGCGCUCGCAGCGGUCCGGCAUGGUGCAGACGGAAGCACAGUACAAGUUCGUCUACUUUGCCGUCCAGCACUACAUCCAGACGCUGCUGCAGCGGAAGCAGGCCGAAAAGCAGAGCCUGCAGGUGGGCCGCGAGUACACCAACAUUAAAUAUGCAUGCGACUCGAAUGAUCUGCAGCGAACCCAGCUACCCCCAUCGCUGUCAACACUAAGCUUAAACACAAGACAAGACUUGCAGAACAAUCGUAUGCAGCACAACCACACUAUUAGAUCUACGUCUGACUCACAGCUACCAUUACCAAGAACUGUGAACGAUUUAAACAACUCAUUAUCAGUAUAUGAGAACAUUCGUGUACCACCGCCAACACCACCGAGAAAAUCAUGACAAAUGGAUUUUUAAACACCCCACUUUGCAUAAAUAAGGACAAAUGCUGUGAAAAUCAUGUGAAAACCAACCACCCCUCGUUUCUCCCAUUUACUAUGGACAAGCUUUCCAUAAACCUAUACCUUCCCCGCCCCCCGCUAACCUCCCUCGGGCUGUUCCUGGCCCUGCGUCCGUAUUGCAUUGAUGUGCAGUUCCCAGUUGCACAAUUGGCGCGAACUCCAGCUUGGCGCAGAGCAUAGUUUCGUAGAGUAGAAGCAGCGGAAACAAAGUGCUGUAUGUGAUGAUGCGUAGGGCAAGCUGCUGCUAAAAUGGUACAAUUGUGAUGUGUUUGUUGCUCUGCUUUACGUCUGACUGUGCGAGACAUUCAACUCCGAACAGCGGCACCCCCGACGAAGCUAACUGAAAAAUACAACACACAAUAACAGGAGAGGAGAGAGCAUUGGGAUUAGGUUACGUUUUAGUGCUUCAGUUUUAAGAACUAUACACCGUUGCAUUUCUGUGCCCGUACAGUGCAUCGUCGUGCUGGCGUUUGGAAGCGGCAACGAAAGAUGCUGAUGUGUCGUGCUUCUUCUGCGUAGGAUUCCUUUACUUUUCGGUUCGAUCUUUGUAAUUUACAACAUUUGUAUCAAGCAAACGUUCAUACAUGUGUUUAAAAAAAAGAUAUACCUGUUCCUGCCCAGCAGCAGCACGUUGGCGCUGGCAUACAUACAACAGAUAACUGAUGAAAACAGAUCCCCGUCGUAGCAUAGCGUUGUAAGACCUCUAUAUAUGUAUGUAUGUAUGUAUGUGUGUGUGUAUUUGUAAAGGGUAAGGCAUUAGAAUAGAACAGAACAAAUUAUUCAGAAAGCAACCCCUACAAGAAGAUGCAGAUAGCCAGUACCUUUCAACCUUUGACUAUUGGAAAUAAUGCAAAUCAAAUCAGUGUGGUGCCACUGUAACUGCAACCGAAAUAGACUUCUAUUUUUAUAAAUUAACAAACAAACAAAGCUACACAAACCUUACAAAGAGCGAGAGAGAGAGAGAGAGAGAGAGAACAGCAUACUUGUUGCGUGAACACUAUUCAAAAAAACGAGAUUAUGAUAGAAACUGAAAUACAGGAAGAGUCCUCUACACCGUAUGUGUGUGUGGUAGCAGAAGGAUGAAAUUAUGGAAUGGUUAAAUACAUAUAAAAUUCUAAGCCAAAGGAGGAGGAAAGAUAUCCCGUGGGGGGGGGGGUGCUAACCCCCGCCAGAUUUGUUGAUAGAUUGCGAGAUGCCUAGCGAAAGGAACAUCAGGACCAGAAGAACUCACAAAAGACAUGAUCGAACAGCACGCGAAAGCAAACAGAAGAAUAGAUACAUUGUGCGUUCGUUGCAUCCAGAAACGAAAGCACCGAUUUUUUUUUAAACUAUCACUACAUCGUAUUUGCGAGCCGGUAAAUUUAUUGUUGUUAGCAUUAUAUACUACUACUACGACUACUGAUACUGCUGCUAGUACUGCGAUUACUAGAGCUACUACAACCAGGGGAGUGCUAGUAAGGGAAGGGUAGUGGUGAGACCCUUUGUUUGCUUUCUAACUGUCGAACAACAUAUAUGCUAGUGAUGGGAAUAACCACUCAGUACCGUGAAUUAAAUCAGAGUGAACGAGUUAGUGUAGUGAGUUAAAUCUCAUACUCACUCUUAAAGAGUUGUUUGAACUCCCCGUACCGACGAACCACUCACUCACUGUGUUUAAACUCACUCACUAUGUUUUACUCACUUGUGAGAUAAUUAUCGGACUUUAUACUGCAGGACCGGGGUUCAAAUCUCAUCUGGACCGUUCCCGCCCAUAGUGAGGACUGACUAUUCAAUUAUACGGCAAAAGUAAGGCGAGUAAACCUGAUAUGGCAAGCAUGUUCUUAAGAAGUCGUUAGCUCAAGAAAGAAGAAAAAGUAGAAGAGUUAAAUAUCGAUUCAAUAAAUUAAAACACCUUGGCAAGAUGAUGAAAUGCGAUGUUAAACUCACGAGUGAGUUAAAACGUGGUGAGUGAGUUAAAUCGUUCUUAGUGAGUUAACACGUUGUGAGUGAGUAGUUAGUCGGCUCGGAGAGCGUACUCAACCGUACGUGAGUAGAAAUUACUCUUAGUUCAGCUAGGAUUUAUCUCAUUCACUCAUUCUGACUCUGUUUGCCCAUCACUUAUAUAACCCUCUACCGUGUAAACCAACUGGCUAUCUCUCUGUAGAAGGUUCCCGCCAAGAAAAGGCUUCCGACGUUAAGCUACUACCGACCGGCAGGAAGCUGUCGAGAUAUUGCUUUAGAAAUGUGUUGUGCGAUCUACUUUUUCAAAAAACAGUCGUCUAUAUUCCCGCGCUUACGCAUGCCGAUGGUAGACGCGAUAGAGGCGCCGGUCUUCACACGGCAGGACCGGGGCUCAAAUCCUUUCUGAGCCGUUCCCCCCAUAGUGAGGAUUGACUAACCAACUAUGCGGCAUCCAAUAAGGCAUGCCGUUAAGAGGUCGUUAGGCCUAGAAAGAAGAAGACCAAGAAGAAGAUUCUCCGGUUUUUUUGUCUUCUUCGCAUCAAACAUUAUAGCCCUUGUGAUUUAUUUUAAUUCGUUUUGCUUACAGAGUAUGUCCAUUGUUUUGAAUGUGUUUGGUCCAUUCGGUCCGCCUCCCGCCAACUUUCUACCUUAUUCUUAAUGCUUAACCCAGUUUUUGUUAUACUACUACUUGUUAAAUAGUCAGUUUUACCAACAAAUCAGUCUUAAAUCAUUUUUAUCGGAUUUGAAACUUUAUAUAGAACGUUAGACGUUAUCAGAGUGUAAUCUUCGUGAAUGGAAAAACGAAAAAUAAAAACGAAAAUCGUGUAAGGCGGAACAGUAACGAAGAGAAGACGAAAAAGAAACCCUAAAGCUGUGUAUGUGAUGUAGCGUUAAAACAAACGACAAACACAGAGACAUUUACCGGCACACAACGUCUUACGGGAAGUGGAAGUCGAACAUUAUGUUUCGCUUUCACAAUGUGUGUUUUUUGUUUGUUUGUUGGUAUUUUAAUUUUCUUUUUCCACAUCUCACUCUUCCGGUUACGGAUGUGGAAAAUCCUGAAUCGCUUGCGAACUCACGAGGAAAAAGCGAGCGAAAGGCGAAAAAUUGAGUAACGAGAGUGAAAGGAAAACUAAACAAACAAAAACAAACGAAUCAUUAAAAAAAAAGUAAAAGUCUACUACUACAUCCAAAUAUGAAUAAACAAAUAUGAGGAAAUAAAUAAAAAAGCCCCUUUAGUCUCAGCAUCAGCAGGUUGAAGGAGCGAAAUGAUUCGUCGUGCGAUGGUAAACUAUGGUCGUACUCAGCGCGCGAGGACACCAAUUAAUUGGAACGGAGAAGAAGUACUAGCUGUGAGACCGAUAGGCACACAAACAAACAGUUAAACACACACA
This is a messenger RNA of Anopheles stephensi (Asian malaria mosquito), 6351 nucleotides long. RefSeq names its product tyrosine-protein phosphatase corkscrew (gene csw). The record is from RefSeq and is a predicted model, not a curated record. Lineage: Eukaryota; Metazoa; Arthropoda; Insecta; Diptera; Culicidae. Gene Ontology annotation, biological process: protein dephosphorylation. The transcript is spliced from 10 exons. Gene Ontology annotation, molecular function: protein tyrosine phosphatase activity. The coding region runs from base 642 to 2960 and encodes 772 amino acids.